GAUUCUUGGAGAAUUCUAUCAAGGCGCCAAUGGUCAAUUUCCAGGCAGCGGUGCCGCCAUCCCCCCCUCUGCGUCGGUUCUUCAAGCGCGUGGACACAGAGUUGGAGCUCAGCAGAGACGCAAUCCGCAUGUGUGCAAAGUAAGUCUCGGCGCGGACAAGCGACGCGUUCGCCUCGUUCAGCUACUUGAGAGUAUGUGGUACGAGGAUACUUGCCGUUCAGUUGGACUCGAUAUACUGGUCGAUGAACUCGAAACUCUGAUUGAGAAAGAUAAGUUCACAAAAGGGCUGCUCUCGCCCCAUGUUCUGGAAAGAUUUUCUGGUAUAUCGUCCCUGUCUCUGUGUCAACGGCAGUUACUUGGCUUUCAGCCGUGGGCCGCAAGCUUUGAGAUCACCAUGGCCCGUCAGAAAGACGAGCUGCUAGAGGACGUUCGUGAAACUCUCAAAGACUGGACACCGUUCACCAAGAUGAUCGACGCCGCCGGUUUGGCGGGCAUGGGGAAUCCGACGGACGGGCGAUUUUACUACCCCGUGGACAAGCGGCGCACGCGCGAGACUACCGCCGCGAUGCAGCAAGCAGAAGCCAAGCUGGACGCGUUCUGGAGACGAGUCGACACCAUCUAUACCGACAAAAACGGAUUGUUCCCGCACCCCGCGGUCCGCAAUCUGCUCUCCAACGAGCGCAUCCUCUCCAGGACCCCCGGCUGGGUGGACGACGGUCCCGCUCCGCCUACCCUUGGGACUUCCGAUACCGAAAAGGGGCAUCUCCCACUGUCACAAAUGCACUUCGAGCUCGAGCGGCGCACGCAGGAAAUUAUCCAACCAGACGGCGACAGCCUCGCCCACCGACCGAAGUCAAAACUUCGCGGGACCACACGUCUCCCACACGUCGCCGCUGUACUCGCCGAUGACGCACCAAGCCACGGCCCCAACGUGCAGCCCACCUUCGCCGUGGAUAAACGAGCUCUCAGGGUGUUUUCUACGGUGUUCUAUGCGCCCUGCCGCACUUCCCAACCCGGGGAGGUCGCCUGGACUGAUUUCCUGCACGCGAUGGCCUCCACGGGCUUCUCGGCGGAGAAGCUCUACGGAUCGGUCUGGCAAUUCACGCCCCGCGCGCUGGACAUCGAGCGAGGGAUUCAGUUCCACGAGCCACAUCCGCAGGGGAAGAUUCCGUUCCGGAUGGCGCGGCGGUAUGGGCGUCGUCUGAAUCGCGCGUACGGGUGGCAUGGGGGGAUGUUUCGGCUUGAGAACUAAUUGAUCUACUGGUCUUAUCAGUAAGAGGCCAACAUAUACCCAGAUGGAUGAAUGGCGAGUACCAAUGUUUGCACAGCA
Molecule: messenger RNA, 1330 nt
Organism: Aspergillus candidus
Lineage: Eukaryota; Fungi; Ascomycota; Eurotiomycetes; Eurotiales; Aspergillaceae
Exons: 1
Coding region: 194-1252 (352 amino acids)
Source: RefSeq, a predicted model, not a curated record